Molecule: messenger RNA, 2235 nt
Organism: Chaetomium globosum CBS 148.51
Lineage: Eukaryota; Fungi; Ascomycota; Sordariomycetes; Sordariales; Chaetomiaceae
Exons: 3
Coding region: 1-2235 (744 amino acids)
Biological process (GO): microtubule cytoskeleton organization; mitotic spindle midzone assembly
Cellular component (GO): mitotic spindle midzone; cytoplasm; spindle
Molecular function (GO): microtubule binding
Source: RefSeq, a predicted model, not a curated record
AUGGAUACUAGUUACUUGGCCCAGCAGGUCAAUGAAAUAGUUGGCCAGCUGCAUGGCUUGUUCGACGAGAUCGGAGUCCCCAGCCAUGACCGCGACGCUCGGGAGGAGGAGCUAUUCGCCGCCCUUUCCGAUGCUCUGCAAAACCAAAUCCGACAGGUGACGGAGGAGAGAGAGGGGAUGGUUGAAGAGGCAAAAAGGAUGAUCACGACAAUUCGACAAAUGGAGGCCUCGCUCGACGACGGCAAGUCGCGCCGCGACUACCAGAGCGGCGACGACGGAAACUUGAAAGUUACCUACCCUCUCACGAGGUGCCUCCAGGUACUCAAGGAAAAGCACACCCAAGUCAGCCGUCUCCAUCGGGAGCGCUAUGAGCAAGUUAAAAAGUUGGUCCAGGCCCUCGAGUCCUACUCCCUUCACCUCGAGCCCACCUUCGUCAAAUUGGAUCUACCCCCUACGGCACCGAACCAGUCCAUCCCGCCUAGUUUCGACCUGUCGCCGGCAUAUGUGGAUAAACUGGAUGCCGAGUUUACGCGAGUGUAUGAGGAGUACACUCGCCGCGUGGCAACAGUAAAAGCACUGGCCGAGAAUAUCAUCCAGCUAUGGGCUGAGCUGGGGACCCCGCAGGCGCAGACCGACGGCGCCAUUGUCAAGUACUACCGCGACGCUCCUGAGCAGCUCGGCCUCCACGAAGACGACCUGAGCCGCCUCCGCUCCAAGAGAGACAAGCUUCUGGAAGAGAAGAAGAACCGCGAGAGGCGCCUGAAAGACCUGAAGUGCACUGUUGAAGCCCUUUGGGAGAAGUUGGGUAUCGAGGAAAGGGAACGUAAGGCGUUUCUCAACAGCAACCGUGGCUGCGGUAUUCGACAAAUCAACGAGUUUGAAGACGAGCUAGUAAAGCUCAACGAACUCAAGCGACAAAACCUCCAUCUAUUCGUCGAAGACGCCCGCUUCAAGUUGCAGGAGCUCUGGGACGCGCUGUAUCUCUCUGAGGACGAGAUGCUCGAGUUUACCCCUGCCUUCUCCGACGUCUACAGCGAUGCCCUUCUUGAAGCUCAUGAACGGGAGAUAUCCCGGCUGGAGCUGCUGCAAGAACAACGCGCUCCAACGCUCGCUCUUGUCAACAGACACAAGAGCCUAGUGCAGGAGCAAAACGAGCUGGCUUCGUCGAGCCAGGACGCCUCGCGCUUGAUGAUGCGUGGCCAGAAGGGAGAAAAGCGGGACCCUGGAAAACUGCUCCGGGAGGAGAAGAUGAGAAAGCGAAUCGCGAAGGAGCUCCCGAAGGUCGCCGUUGAGCUGCGUAAGGCGCUGGAGCAGUGGGAGGACGAGUACGGCCGGCCGUUCAUGGUUCACGGAGAACGGUAUCUUGAUUCCCUAGGGGAGCCGGAAUCGAGAGCAGUUCCAGGGCCAAGGUCCAAAACACCCGGCCCAGCCCCAACACCUUCUAACAACACCAAUGCUGGUUUGAGCCGCGCUCGCAGCGUCGGUAGCGUCAGGGGGGCGCCAAAAAGCGUAACCAAAACGCCGACGACUGUAAGCACGGCAAAGCCAGCGCAGCCAUCACAAGGGGGAACCCUCCGAGGUGUGCCGGGGACCGGCAGGGGUAGUCCGACCCGGCUCCCCGCGCGCAUGCCGCUCUCCAACCUCAAGCACGGCGGCAACUCGCCAGAGCGUCCUCCGUCAAGAGCGGACGCCGGCGCUCCCCGUCACAACAAUCUGGUAAUUAGGGCGCCGCCGCCGAAGAUGCGCGAACUUUUGCCGGCGCCGGAACUGGAGACACCUGUCAACCACUAUCGGUCUGCCGGCCUGAGUUCUAGCAUCGUCCGGCACGUGGAGCCUGAGGAUGUCUACGACGACCGGUACUCGCUCCAGGAGAACAACAGGCCUGCGUCGCGGGAUUAUUUCUCCUCGCGGUCAACACAAUCUUCUUACCCCCAAGCGCCACCUCCUAUCAGGCAACUUUCUCAUAACUCGAGCAGCAGCAGCUCCAACACCUCAACCGUUAUCACCGGCUCUGAGAACUGGGAGACGUAUGACGAUACUUCAGAACCAGAGGAGGACCUUUCCGACGACUACUUCGCCAAGCUGCGCGCGGCGCGGGCUGGCAUGGCGCGGCCCCAGAGCCAACUGAAACGGCACCGGGGGCUCCCGCCCGCCCAGACUGGACAGGCCACCGUGGACGACAAUGGCAACCGGAUCAUAUCUGGAAGCGAGUGGACCGACGAGGACGGGUACUGA